AUGUCCGACGAUUUUGACUCGGACGAUAACGAAAACGAUCAAUUCCAACAAAGAGAAGUGAGGGAAGCAGUGUCCUUCUUGAUUGAAAUCACUCCUGAUAUACUAUCACCCCAAAAUGAUCUCGAUCACACGUCACAACUAAUUGAAAUACUAAGUAGUAUCAACGACUUGAUGCAGGAUCUAAUCAUAACAUCACGCAGUACCGGUAUUGGGAUCUACUUUUACAACUGUUCCACUAUCGCACCAUUGAAAUCAAUGAAGUCUCCCGCUACAUUCAAUCGAUUGUUUCAUUUGAACGUGCUAAAUUUGACCAAUAUGAAGACACUCAAUGAUUUGAUCCAGAAUGUGAAAGAGCGACCCUUGGAUAAGGUGUUCCGGUAUGAGCCAAUGAAACAAGAUGUGGAACUAUGUACUGUGUUGAGCAAGAUGAUUGAUGAGUUUAUGAAUAAACGCGAGUUUAAUAAACAACGCAUGAUUUGGAUCACGAGUAAUGAUCAUCCGUUUGAAACUGAGUCCACUUGUGAAACUUUGUUUCGGAUUAUAAAUGAUUUUUAUGCGUACGGGUUUUAUAUCGAGCCGAUUUUCCUUGCGUCAAAGGAUCAUGCUUUCGAUCAUCGUCAGUUCAAGUUGAUUUUUAUGAAUUCCAACUUUAUGAAGUCUUUGCAGCAGAGUGGCACACAGGGCACACAGGGCACACAGGGGACACAAGAAGCUCAAGCCACUCAGAUGGAUGCCAAGCUUCUGACUGAAUAUUCCAAAGAUUAUCCAAUUUUCCAAAAACUGGUGUUGUCGAAUCAAAUCCGUCAAAGUAUACUUGACAUCAAGUACGUCCGACGUGUCCAAUUCACAUGCAAUUUGAUUCUCAGCGAUGACGGUAAAUUGGGUGGAUCAGUGGGGUGUACCAUCAAGGGGUACACCUUGUAUUCUCAUGAAAAGUUAAAGAAACGAGAGUUGUUACUCUACACGCGUGGAGAGUUACUUAAACGAGUAUACACUGAAACCAAUUGGAUUAGAGAGAAUGAUGGAUCCAAGAUUGAGAUCAAAAGCGCUCAUGAUAGUGGUGGAUUAUCGCUAGCUGAACGGAAACAGGAAGCGGGGAUUAGGAAAGGGAUUGAGUUGGGUGGUGGUGGUGCUGAUGUGUUGUUAUUGAAUCAGGAGUUGAUGAAGUUUUUACGAGAUUAUACAUUUGAUCAUCGAGUUGAGGAGGACGAAGAAAACAAUAAUGUUGGUGAUUUACUUGGUGGAAAUGAUAAACAAGAAGAGGAAGAAGAAGAUGAUGAGCAAGGUAAAAAAUCAGCCAAGUCGGUGCCAUUUUCGCCUCCACCAUACUUGAAAUUGAUUGGUUUCCGCGACUUGUCUCACUUCAACUAUGCCUACGCUUGUGGUGCUCCAAUUUUCAUCACUGCUGAUCCCGACAAUGGACUUGGCAGAACUUCACACUCAUUGAAUGGAGGCUUUACCAACUCACAAUCGACGUUUGCGUCAUUGUAUCGCACGUGUGUUAAAAUGCAGCAGUAUGCAAUGGUUUUUGGCUGUACUAGAUCAAAUUCGAAACCACGCUUGUAUGCAAUGUACCCAACGCGAACUCAAGGGUCGACUAAGGUGUUUACAAGAGAGGGAGAAGACGUUACUCCAGGAUCUUCUACUGGUGCUGGCACUGCUGGGCCUGCCGAUUCUGCUGGGUCUGCCGGUUCUGCUGAUUUUCCUCAAGGAUUCCUCUUGAUCAGAAUGCCAUGGUUGGAAGAUGUACGGUCGUUACCAGCGACUUAUAUCAACAAGAUCACCAACAGUGGGGAUAAUCACAAGGAAGGAGAAGGCGCCAUCAAAGUUAAGCUGGAAUAUACGUAUGAGACCGAUAGUGGAACACCAUAUGAUAAACAAUUGGUGUCCAAAUUGCAAGAUAUCAUGAAGCAAAAUGAAAUGGAUCUAUAUAAUCCGCAUGAUUAUCCCAAUCCGUCCAUCAAUUAUUUUUAUAAUGUGAUCAAGCAUGAGUUGUUGCAGAUGGAGUAUGACAAGUGA
Lodderomyces theae is the source of this 2019-nucleotide messenger RNA. RefSeq names its product ATP-dependent DNA helicase (gene CAS1). Bases 1 to 2019 code for a protein of 672 amino acids. Gene Ontology annotation, cellular component: nucleus; Ku70:Ku80 complex. NCBI's taxonomy places the organism in Eukaryota, Fungi, Ascomycota, Pichiomycetes, Serinales, Debaryomycetaceae. The record is from RefSeq and is a predicted model, not a curated record. Gene Ontology annotation, molecular function: telomeric repeat DNA binding; damaged DNA binding; double-stranded DNA binding. The transcript has a single exon. Gene Ontology annotation, biological process: cellular response to X-ray; double-strand break repair via nonhomologous end joining; telomere maintenance.